AUGGACCGCGGCGAUUCCAACGCCAUGCGACAUAUGCUGCAGCUGAACCGCACAGGUCGAAGUGACGUGCUCUGUAAACUGGUUUACAGUAUUCGGCUUGGGAGAAACUCCAAAUGUUACCGGUUUCCGGUACGGGAAGAGGUGUUCGAUUUUGGUGGAAAUGGCGAGGGGCUGUACUUUGAAGAAGACUACACAAAAUACUUGGUUGACGACAGUUUGGAUAUCACCAUUAGACUAUAUCGUUUCAGCUACGUCAGCCAACUGAAGUUGUCGGUCCCAAAACCUGAAAAAAAAUCUACGUCGUACUGCUUUGACAACGAAAAACAGACGUGGUCAGUGAUCGCUGAGCUUAAUCCGAAAUUAACAAGCGACAGACUGGGAUUUACCGUGUUUUACGGCACUUCGCGAAACAUACCUAAAAAUUAUAUUCUUUUUAUGGUCUGGUCCUUGGCGCUAGUUUCUUCAUGGCCUAGCGAUGCGAAGAAAAUCAGCUUGUCGGAUAAGCCCGUAGAACGCUACUACAGUUCAUUGCAACCGGACAAGGGAACGACAUUAAUUUCAAAGCUUACGGCUAAAGAGAUCAGCGGCAAAGAAAACAAGUGGAUUGACAGCACGGACAACAAAUUCACCGUUUAUCUGGAAUGGCACUGCAGCUAUGCUCUUAGUGCUCUAUCGUAUAGUGUGUAUGACGAUAUUUACCGGAGGCAAUAUGCUCAGAUGAGGCAGGAAGUCAAUGCUCUUCAACGAGAAAAUUCUCAGUUAGAAAAGGAGCUGUUUAAGUACCAGCAGUGUAUUUCGAAAAAAUGCAAUCAGCCCAGAGAAACGAAGACCCACUCCGCUCAGGACGCUAAGCUAACGGUACCUCGUCGUCACUCCAGCGCUAUAUCGGACAUGAGGAACAAGAUUCCUGAAGAUCGAAAAAGAACGACAGGGAUCAACGCCGUCAGGGGGCAGCCUACAGAUCUUUGCAAGCUGCCGUCCCCGAGCCUGAACAAUAUAUCGAAAAACACGCUGAAUGUUCCUAUAAAACCUGCCUUGAAUACCAGGCGCCAUUCUGCGGCUGACUUACCUAGCUUGUCUAAACGUGACUUGAAGUCUCAAACUGAAUGUGACGUUAAAGAGAACGUUUCUCGCAAAGGUACAAGUAACGUCGUAGACUCCAGCGCAUUUUACCUUAAUUCAACUUGUCUUCAACGCAGGUACGGAAGUUCAAUAGACCUUAGCCCGAUCUGCAACAGACAGUCAGCUGAACGUCCCACAGAAGAGUAUAUUUGUCGACGUCCUCUCAUUCGAUGCAGUGACGGCACCACGUACUGUAUCUCCAAUCCUGGCAAACCUGCUCGUUGCAUCCCGAACAUCUACAGUAAUUCUAGACUCAAAUCCCACCGUACGGGUACUCCGUCUUCAUACGAACGAGGCGGACGGGUGUAUUCUAAUCCUGAAAUUCUUGCACCCUAUCAGACAAGACCUGUGCCAAAGGAAACCUUUCUCGACCACACACUCUGA
Molecule: messenger RNA, 1506 nt
Organism: Soboliphyme baturini
Lineage: Eukaryota; Metazoa; Nematoda; Enoplea; Dioctophymatida; Soboliphymatidae
Source: the annotation of a GenBank genome assembly